CAUGGCAAAAUUUGUAAACCUACUUUCGUUUUUACUAUUUUACAUAUAACUUUCGUUUCAUCUGGACUGUGUACUGAGUAAAAUUAUUGAAAUAAUGGCGUACAGUGACGACUUUGCAGAUGGCCUGCAGAAGAUGAGAGUGAGUGAAAAGUUUUGUGAUCUUGUGUUGGUGACAGAAGAUUACACCGAUGACAUGGACGAGUCAAUGAAGGUGCCAGAGAAGGUGAAAUUUCCCUGUCACAAAGUUGUUCUGGCCGCACUGUCGGAAUACUUCGAAACGAUGUUUGAGAGCCGGUUUAAGGAAGAAAAAGAAAGAGAGAUAGAUAUUGAGUUAAGUCCAAAGCAAUGCGGGAAUCUCUUGGAUUUUAUUUACACCGGGCAGGAUACUUGGGAUACCGUGGAUGAUGCCAUAGACAUGCUGCAUAUAUCACAAAUGUACCAAAUACGAUCCCUUAAAAACCAAUGUCUGCAGUACUUGAUGAAAAAUAUUGACAAAAAAUAUUGCAUUCGCAUGUGGGAGGUAGCGAAACUGUUAGGACUGAAAGAUUUAGAAGAAAAAUCGAGUGUAAUUAUUUCCAAAGAAUUUGCCAUGGUGUCUGCCACCAAGGAUUUUCUACUGUUAAAUCAGAUGGAAUCUGUUGUGGAGUUACUGAGCAAAAGAGAUUUGAAUGCUCAAGAGGAAACCAUCGUAAAAGCUGGGCUGAGUUGGAUCGAAAGCGAUUUUGAACACAGAGAAGAUUACAUCAAUUACAUAUGCGAAACACUGCAGACAAAAAGUUCUUUAUUGGAAAUCUUGGUAACUGAAGAGAACUUUCCACAACUGCAUAACAGUACCGUCUUCAAAAAUGCAAUGGAUACAGAUGUGAUAUAUGCCAGAUCUAAAGGAGAUAGAAAUCGGGACGCAGUGAGACUGGAUAUAGAAGAAUGUUUGGUGAUAUUAGGAGGGAGUGAUGGGGGAAGCAAUAGAAAUGUCACCUGCUUUGGUUUUCGACAGAAAAAAUGGUUCACCCUUCCUCCCAUUCCAUAUGAUCCAGGUUGUUAUUUCUCAGUUUGUACCCACGAGUCAAAGAUUUAUGUAUCGGGAGGUUCUGCGGGAAAAGGAUCAGGGUUUUGCGUGUAUGAUGGUGAAAGCAAUACAUGGACUCAGCUACCAAAUCUAAUCUCUCCAAGACAGUACCACUGCAUGGCAUCUUCUUGUGGAAAAAUUGUUAUCCUCGGUGGCACUGAUGCUAAAAACAGCUCGACAUUUAUGAAGGAAAUCGAUGUUUUUGAUACUGCAACCAAUAGCUGGAGUGAAACCAGAACAACCCUCGAUCAAGAAGUGAGAUCAUGUGCUUCUUGUGUCUUAGAAGAUAAGAUCUUUCUCAUUGGAGGAAUUUGUCCAAGUAACAAAAAAGCAGAAAAACUUCAGUACUAUGAUAUGCGCUCUUGCUAUUCUGUAUUAUAUCGAUGGUGUAAUAUUCCAGAACAAAUCCAAGUCCAGGCACGAGCGGUGGUAGUAAACAAUUCUGUAUUAAUCAUCUCUAAGGACGGUACAGUUUUCAACUUAACAAGAAAUCGGGGUGAUUACUCUUUUGAUAGAAAAGGAAACAUCUCACAGUUUCCAAGAAAAGGCUUUGGUGUUUGUGAAAUGGAAGGAAGAAUUCUUAUUGUGGGUGGAGAGAAGGACUUCUGUAAAACCAAAGACAUGAUACAAUACAAACCAAACGAAAACUUUACAUUUAUGAUGGAGGAGAAAAUGCCCUUGUCUAUGAGCAAUUUCUACUACGGUCGUGUGUUUGUGAAGCGAGAAUAUCUUACAAAUGAAUGUGAAAAUCAGUUAAUGGCAACCUAAGAAAACGGGUGUUCUUUUGUAAGACAAUGUUAAGUGAAUAACAGCGUUUAGUAUAGUUUUGCAAUUUUUGAAAUGCAUGUACUAAUUUAAAAAAAAAAAAUUUUUCUAGAUGUU
Molecule: messenger RNA, 1948 nt
Organism: Saccostrea cuccullata (small rock oyster)
Lineage: Eukaryota; Metazoa; Mollusca; Bivalvia; Ostreida; Ostreidae
Product: kelch-like protein 30
Exons: 2
Coding region: 95-1834 (579 amino acids)
Molecular function (GO): protein binding
Source: RefSeq, a predicted model, not a curated record